AUGUUCCGCCGGCUUGUACUCGGGGUUGUCUUCGUCACGAUUGCGGCAUUCUUUUGCGCGCAGUCGGUCGAGGCCGCCAAGGGCCCCAAGAUCACUAACAAAGUCUAUUUCGACAUCAAGCAUGGUGACAAGGACAUGGGUCGGGUCGUAAUAGGUCUCUACGGUGGUUCUGUCCCCAAAACCGUUGAGAACUUCCGUGCACUGUCCACCGGCGUAAGGAAGGAUGGCACACCCCUCGAGCCUGGAUUCGGAUACAAAAGCUCUAAGUUCCACCGUGUCAUCAAGAACUUCAUGAUCCAGGGUGGUGAUUUUACCAAGGGUGACGGCACUGGCGGCAAGUCUAUCUACGGUGACAAAUUCCCUGAUGAGAACUUCAAACUUCGCCACACCCGCCCCGGCAUUGUCUCUAUGGCCAAUGCAGGGAAGAACACAAACGGCUCUCAAUUUUUCAUCACAACUGUCAAGACGCAAUGGCUUGAUGGCAAGCAUGUAGUCUUUGGUGAGGUAUUGGAGGGUAUGGACAUCGUAAUGGCUAUCCAGGAAGUUCCGAAGGGCAAAAGCGACCGCCCUUUGGAAGAUGUCGUCAUCGUCGAUUGUGGCGAGUUGCCAGUCGAAGCGGAUGUGGACUCAGACGGGAAUGAGGUGCCUCUUCGUGCUGAGCUCUAA
Messenger RNA from Postia placenta MAD-698-R-SB12, 666 nucleotides. RefSeq lists its product as hypothetical. Lineage: Eukaryota; Fungi; Basidiomycota; Agaricomycetes; Polyporales; Adustoporiaceae. The record is from RefSeq and is a predicted model, not a curated record. Gene Ontology annotation, biological process: protein folding; protein peptidyl-prolyl isomerization. The transcript is spliced from 11 exons. Gene Ontology annotation, molecular function: peptidyl-prolyl cis-trans isomerase activity. Gene Ontology annotation, cellular component: fungal-type vacuole; endoplasmic reticulum. The coding region runs from base 1 to 666 and encodes 221 amino acids.